Messenger RNA from Rangifer tarandus platyrhynchus (Svalbard reindeer), 1359 nucleotides. NCBI's taxonomy places the organism in Eukaryota, Metazoa, Chordata, Mammalia, Artiodactyla, Cervidae. The record is from the annotation of a GenBank genome assembly.
AUGGACGACAUUUUCACUCAGUGCCGGGAGGGCAACGCGGUUGCGGUCCGCCUGUGGCUGGACAACACGGAGAACGACCUCAACCAGGGGGACGAUCAUGGCUUCUCCCCCUUGCACUGGGCCUGCCGAGAAGGCCGAUCUGCUGUGGUCGAAAUGCUGAUCAUGCGGGGGGCACGAAUCAAUGUGAUGAACCGUGGGGAUGAUACCCCUCUGCACCUAGCAGCCAGUCAUGGGCACCGUGAUAUUGUACAGAAGCUGCUGCAGUACAAAGCUGACAUCAAUGCGGUGAAUGAGCAUGGGAAUGUGCCCCUACACUAUGCCUGUUUCUGGGGCCAAGAUCAGGUGGCAGAGGACCUUGUGGCGAAUGGGGCCCUUGUCAGCAUCUGUAACAAGUAUGGAGAGAUGCCUGUGGACAAAGCCAAGGCACCCCUGAGAGAGCUGCUCCGAGAGCGGGCAGAGAAGAUGGGCCAGAAUCUGAACCGUAUUCCAUACAAGGACACAUUCUGGAAGGGGACUACCCGCACUCGGCCCCGAAAUGGGACUCUGAACAAACACUCCGGCAUUGACUUCAAACAGCUCAACUUCCUGGCGAAGCUCAACGAGAAUCACUCUGGAGAGCUAUGGAAGGGCCGCUGGCAGGGCAAUGACAUUGUCGUGAAGAUGCUGAAGGUUCGAGACUGGAGUACAAGGAAGAGCAGGGACUUCAAUGAAGAGUGUCCCCGGCUCAGGAUUUUCUCACAUCCCAACGUGCUCCCAGUGCUCGGUGCCUGUCAGUCUCCACCUGCUCCUCACCCCACCCUCAUCACACACUGGAUGCCAUACGGAUCCCUGUACAACGUGCUACAUGAAGGCACCAAUUUCGUUGUGGACCAGAGUCAGGCUGUGAAGUUUGCAUUGGACAUGGCAAGGGGCAUGGCCUUCCUACACACACUAGAGCCCCUCAUCCCACGACAUGCACUCAACAGCCGUAGUGUAAUGAUUGAUGAGGACAUGACUGCUCGAAUCAGUAUGGCCGACGUCAAGUUCUCCUUCCAGUGCCCCGGGCGCAUGUAUGCACCUGCCUGGGUGGCUCCUGAAGCUCUGCAAAAGAAGCCUGAAGACACAAACAGACGCUCAGCAGAUAUGUGGAGUUUUGCAGUGCUUCUGUGGGAACUGGUGACACGUGAGGUACCCUUUGCUGACCUCUCCAACAUGGAAAUUGGAAUGAAGGUGGCAUUGGAAGGCCUUCGGCCUACCAUCCCACCAGGCAUUUCCCCCCACGUAUGUAAACUCAUGAAGAUCUGCAUGAAUGAAGACCCUGCUAAGCGGCCCAAGUUUGACAUGAUUGUGCCUAUCCUGGAGAAGAUGCAGGACAAGUAG